AUGGUGCAUCCUCCUCCUUCUCCUCCUCCUCCUCUGCAGAAGCAACCAAUCUACCCCCGUCUCAACCUCCAGCAUCCCCAAUACCCACGAGUCAACAUGGAUAACCUCCCUUCCGGCCCAUACACCAACUACGACCCCAACUGCCCCGGCACCUACACAGCCACCAACACCACUCCAGUCCCGCUGCAUCCCAGCCGCACGUCCCAGUCCUACACAUACAGCAUGGUCUUCCGCGUGCCCGACCAGCCGUGGCCCUCGCUCGCGCUCCUGACCCAGUGCCUCGACAAGGUCCGCCGCCGCGACUGCCGCGUCUUCAGCUCCCUCGAGGCGAUCCAGCAGCACGGCGGCGCCCACACCGGCGACCUCAUCCUCACCUUCACGGUGGCCGAGCCUAUCGACGCGGUGAUCUUCGUGUCGGCUGAGGGCGCGAUCUCGCUCCAGAUUCGGAACUGGAAUGUGGACCGGAGUAUGCCGGGGUGGUGUUUGGUGUCGGGUCCGUGA
Messenger RNA from Aspergillus clavatus NRRL 1, 501 nucleotides. RefSeq lists its product as uncharacterized. The record is from RefSeq and is a predicted model, not a curated record. Lineage: Eukaryota; Fungi; Ascomycota; Eurotiomycetes; Eurotiales; Aspergillaceae. The transcript has a single exon. The coding region runs from base 1 to 501 and encodes 166 amino acids.